UGUAACUGCAAAAGUGAAUUUUCAGCAGCCAUUAUUCCAGUCUUCAGUGUUACACUAAAGAUUAAUAGUGGGUUUGCAUAUACCACCUCAUAUUAUCUAACAUAGUCACAUGACACUCCGGUCUAGUGGGUGGCAGAUAUAUACCACAAACUGAUCUGACAAUCGCCAUUAAACUGAAUCAGAAGAAGAAAUAGAACCUGAAAGAGGAGCAGAGGACGACGCCAGGAUGUUCAGUUCCAGAAAAAUGAUUAAGCUCUUUUAUGAUGUUGCCUCUCCUUAUUCCUGGCUGGCAUUUGAGGUGCUGUGUCGCUAUAGAAAUGUUUGGAACGUCGACCUCAUUGUUUUAAAAGAAACCCAUAUCAAGUUUGCUCUUUUCUUAGGCAACAAGCCCCCUGGAUUGAACCCUAGUAAACUUAUAUACAUGGACUCAGAUCUGACUCUGCUGUCUGAAUAUUUUGGAGUCCCUAUGUUUCGACCUUCAAGCCUUUCUAAAGACUCCUUGAAUGCGAUGCGUUUUGUGACAGCUGUAGCAGAGAGGGAAAAAGAGAGAGACGCGCUAGAGAGUGUGUCUAUAGAGCUCUGGAAGAGAAUGUGGCGCACUCAUCAGGACAUUACCCAGCCUGCCUCGCUCACUGAGGCAGGAUUAAAAGCAGGUCUCUCAGCCAAUGAGGUGGAGGAAUUUCUGACUCUCUCCAAAUCUCAGCCAAUCAAAGACAAGCUGAAGAGUGUCACACGGGAAGCACUGGAGUAUAAAUGCUUUGGUCUUCCAUUCAUCGUGUGUCAUGUGAAUGGGAAGGCUGAGGUCUUCUUUGGUUCCGACAAAUUUGAGCUCAUGGCUUAUUUCAUUGGGGAGAAGUGGAUGGGGCCUUACCCUAACAAGCCCAUAGCCACAAUGUGAUCACUACUCCUCCAUACUCAAUAUCCAUAUUCAACAGCAAGCACACACACAAACACAGAGAUUUACAUUUAAAGGGGAAAUUUAAUAAAAUUUUCACUUUUUAGGUUUGGUUGUGUCUGCCAGCUCGGAAAAGCUAAAAGGAAAACAAGCAGCCAGUUUGUUGAGUCUGAAACUGUGUCAUCCAGUGAGAAAUUUCAAUUUGCAGCCAGUUUCUAUGUAGCUAUUUGAAUAAGACCACCUCCGAGCCACAUGUUACAGACACUUCAUGAAGGCCCUAAAGAAUCACCAACUUGUGGAAAACAUGAACUGCAUUAUAAAAAUCAUAAUAAAGCAUAGUGCUACUGUGAAUUCACAAAGGCUGCGAUUCAAUUAAAUAAAUAUAUGCGCUGCAGGUUUAAUAUGCACUUCAUUUAUAUGUGUGUAUGUUACAUGCUGCUUCACACACAAAGU
Messenger RNA from Sinocyclocheilus rhinocerous, 1348 nucleotides. Its product is annotated as glutathione S-transferase kappa 1-like. The transcript has 8 exons. Bases 227 to 898 code for a protein of 223 amino acids. Gene Ontology annotation, molecular function: glutathione transferase activity; glutathione peroxidase activity. Gene Ontology annotation, cellular component: mitochondrion; peroxisome. NCBI's taxonomy places the organism in Eukaryota, Metazoa, Chordata, Actinopteri, Cypriniformes, Cyprinidae. The record is from RefSeq and is a predicted model, not a curated record. Gene Ontology annotation, biological process: glutathione metabolic process.